AUGAAAUUUUUACUAACCACUUUAUUAUUUCUUUUUUUAACUAAAUAUAUCACUGGUGAUUUAUCCCAUUCUUAUCUGAAUCGUCAAUGUAAAUCUCAGAAAUAUUCAAAUCCAUUUAGAUGCCCAGAAUUUAAUAGUGAUCUUGUUCGAAUAGAUAUUGCUACAUUUUAUCAACCUAUAUCAGAUAACUGUUCAAGUAGCUGUUUUUCUGAACCUUCCUACAAGAAAAAGGUACUUUACAAUAAGGAUUGGAUUAUUCUUCAUGAUUGGUCUGCUGCAUACAAAGUAAACUCUCUUCUUUAUAAUCCACAUUGCUAUCCGGAAGGGACUUUUGUUGUUGAUGGAAAUAUUCCAGUUUCUCUUUUAAAAGAUAGAGUGAAAUUUAAUUCAACAUUUAACUAUAUUAUAAAAGAAGGAGCUCCAUUAAUUUCAUUUUUACCCACUUUUGGUCGUCAUGAUGAUCUUUCAAUGGCAGUUGAAGAGAAAGAAUUUUUAAUGUUUCUCACAUUAUACUUAAUGAAAAAUACCACUGAUUAUGAAGAUGAAAGUCACCAGAGAAAUACUAAAUUUUAUGAUAUUGCUACUGAUAGUAAAUUAAAGACUAAUGUGACGGAUAUUGGUACAACUCAGAAGUUAUUUCACAGCAUGUAUUUUGAGGCAAUGGAGAUGUUAAUCGAAUCUACUGAAAUGAAAUGGAACCAAUUAUGUGAAACUGCCAGUUCUGACAAUGGACAAUUUUAUGAAGAAGUGAUGGCUAUUGAGUGA
Molecule: messenger RNA, 765 nt
Organism: Strongyloides ratti
Lineage: Eukaryota; Metazoa; Nematoda; Chromadorea; Rhabditida; Strongyloididae
Exons: 1
Coding region: 1-765 (254 amino acids)
Source: RefSeq, a predicted model, not a curated record